AGCAUUUUGUUUUCGUUGUGCCAGAUGAGUAAAUUUAGUUUUUAUUUCGAGUUUUGAUACUGGGACGUACGAAUAUACAUAAAAUAGACGCAGUAUAAUAUAAUUCGAACGUGUUACCAAAUUUUGAUCGAUUAAAUAUGAUUCUGAAUUUUUAUACUUUUAUGCGAGGAUUUGGCGAAUUCGGUGCCAUGCUCCUCUACAUGGUUCUCGGCUGCAUGAGUGGAAAAGCAACCAGUCACGAUGCAGGAUCUCUUCUGAUUUCAAGUCUGCAAUAUGGACUGACUGGGAUGACUGUGAUGCAUAUAUUUGGAUUCAUAUCGGGGGCCCAUGCCAAUCCCUGCGUAUCGAUUGCUUGUUGGAUUUUUGGAUACAUACCCAUGGACAUGAUGAUGCUCUAUGUCUCGUGCCAGCUUACUGGAGCUUUGACGGGGUACUUUCUUCUGCUGCAAAUGUUGCCCCAGGAGGUGAUUGAUAACAGCAAGCCGGCAGUUUGCCUGGUGGAACCACUGGCCAGCCUUUCCAACCUUCAAAUUGUGGGCAUUGAGUGCUUCCUCACGUCCGUAUUGAUAAUGGGCUGGUGCGCUCUGUGGGACGUUCGAAGUGGACGUUUCUUGGAUUCGGUUACCUUGAGAAUGGGCUUUCUUAUUACGGCCUGUAGUUUUGCGGGGGGUACAUUAACAGGUGCCUCAAUGAACCCAGCUAAGACUCUGGUGCCCACUAUAUUCCAUGGAAAUCCCGAAACAGUUUUGCUUCAAUUGGGUGGCCAAAUAUUGGCCUCCAUAGUUGUUCCACACAUUUGGCAGCUUGCCUACACGCCACGUUAUCGUCUUCUUGAGUCGGUUCCCCUCAACCAACCAUGUCUUUAAAGGUUUCGUACUCUUUUGCGCUAAUAAAAAUUUAAAUUUCUUAAUGUUUAGAAGAUCAAAGUAA
This is a messenger RNA of Drosophila willistoni, 930 nucleotides long. RefSeq names its product lens fiber major intrinsic protein. The transcript has 2 exons. The coding region runs from base 138 to 866 and encodes 242 amino acids. Gene Ontology annotation, molecular function: water channel activity. Lineage: Eukaryota; Metazoa; Arthropoda; Insecta; Diptera; Drosophilidae. The record is from RefSeq and is a predicted model, not a curated record. Gene Ontology annotation, cellular component: plasma membrane. Gene Ontology annotation, biological process: transmembrane transport.